AUGUCUACCCCGUCGCUCUCCUCGACUCUCGAGUCGCAGAACACGGCGUUCGUCUCGCUCCCCUCGCCUCCUCCUACGGCCUACUCUUCCUCGACCACCCUGGUCUACUCUCCCGUCUCGCUCUCCGGAGCCUCGACCCCGACUCUCCUUUCCAAGUCGCCUCUGGCGCCCGCGCUCGCUCUCCCCGCCAAAACCGUGCCCAAGCACGUCGCCCAGCACCCCUUCCUCCAGUCGAUCAAGCAUGACGAGGUCAAGGGCGGAGACGUCGACGCGGAAACCCAGAUCUGGAGCGCUCAGCGCCUGAUCUCGGACAAGAACAAAAACGGUACCCAGCUGGUCUGGACCGUCGCAUAA
This is a messenger RNA of Trichosporon asahii var. asahii CBS 2479, 354 nucleotides long. RefSeq lists its product as uncharacterized. NCBI's taxonomy places the organism in Eukaryota, Fungi, Basidiomycota, Tremellomycetes, Trichosporonales, Trichosporonaceae. The coding region runs from base 1 to 354 and encodes 117 amino acids. The transcript has a single exon. The record is from RefSeq and is a predicted model, not a curated record.